Bursaphelenchus okinawaensis is the source of this 3320-nucleotide messenger RNA. The record is from the annotation of a GenBank genome assembly. NCBI's taxonomy places the organism in Eukaryota, Metazoa, Nematoda, Chromadorea, Rhabditida, Aphelenchoididae.
AUGGGCCAAGAAGACCAAGCCCGAAACAAAAUUGUCUUCGGCACGAUGAAGCGAGAUAUGGAACAAUCUCUGACACCCAUCACUCGAGACUCGUCCUGCUCGGCCUUCCCCUUCGAUCAACUACAACAUCGUCAAGAGUUCAGUAAUCGAGUAGCUGACGUGAGUUUGUAGUAUUUAUGUUAUAGUAGUGAAAGUGUUUGAAAGAGGUUAUUGACAAGUUCUUUGUCAAUAAAAUGUUAUAGUGCUGUGUUAUUAUACUAAAAGUAAAUACCUUUACUUUCUUUAAAAGUGUAAAUAUAUGUUUUCAAAGCGUAAACAUAGCCUUUCAUGUAUAAGAUAAAGCUAAAAUGCGUAUUUUAUUACUAUUUUAAAAGUAAGGUCAAUACUUGAAGAAUUAAUAGAAAGCCUUCAAUGUUAUUGUAACUUUUGAAGGCAUUCGAAAACUAUUGUAAUUUGUAAAACUAAUUGGUUAGAUAAUUAGAUUGGUAAUUGGUUCUUAACGAAAACAUGCUCUAAUUAUAUUACUUUACUUCUUUUUUACAUUUUUGUUACCCAUUUAUAAGCUCGUUUAUUAAAAAAUACAUUUAUAUUGCACCAUCUCAAGGUUAAUAUUAAUGUCUUGUUUAAAAAUUUUUAUUUUUUCUUUUCUUUUCUACAUUUUAUAUUUUAAUCUUUCAAAAAGUACCUAAACUACUAUAACAUGACUAUGUUUUGCAACAUUUAUUUGUUUUUAUUAAAACGAAGUUAUGAAAAUUAAAGCAAAAAGUUAAUGUUUUGACUCUAAUGGCUUGCUCGAAAGACAUUAUUGGGUUAACAGGUCAUGAACAGUCAAGUCUGAAGGCUUUUUUGAAAUAAUUACUUGAAAUUGCCGAAGGUGGACGUGAGUUUCAAAAGCGCUGAUUAAGAAAUCUUGGCAUAACACGACAAAUAAAAAAUAUUUUUUGUAGACAUUUUGGUCAGAACGUUAAUAGAAAACUAAAUAAAAGCCUUAGUUAUGUACAUUUAAAACUUUUCUACUAAGUGUUUUGACAAUAACAAUAUUAGAUUUCGAAUUUCUCGUAGUUUAUGCAAAUAUUUGACUGAAAUAUGUUGUUUUAGGCAUUGAUAAACACAAAAUGCGACCAUCGAGCCAAGUUUUCGUUGAGUUUGACGCUGGGACUGCUGGCUGCCAUUAUGCAAAUUCCUCCCAUUUUCUUACAUUGGGUAAUAAUCAGAGAGCCGAAACCAAUUAAUCAGACAAACGAGAAGGGAGAACAGCUUGUAAGUCUUCAAUAUCAUGUCUUAUGCGUAAUAUAAGCUUAUGUAUAUUCUCAGGAAUUUUAUACAGGAAUUUAAAUGUUUUAGACAAAUAUUUUGAAAUUAUAUUAGCAGGGUUAACAGAAUGCCAUUUGUGGUUGCCAGAAGUAUAUUGUUUAAUCUAUUUUUAAUUCAGUAAGGCUUCUCUUAAAAAAGGAAUCAAGUGUUUUAUUAAUACAGAAGUGACAUCAAGUGUAAUAUCUUUGAAGAAAAGCGAUGUAUAUUCGAUUUAGGAAGUACCCUUCUUCUUUGAAGUUGGUUAUUUUGGGAUGUGUCGUUACGCAGCUUCGAACUUAAGUAUGCCAAAUGUUGAUGAAAGUAAAGUACAUGAAACCUACCCAGAAAUCUGUGUUAUGAAUCCAAUCUUUACUGGAGAUGACUUGUCUGAUUUCAGCUUUGCUAGCAACGUUGUGUUAAGUAAGGAGAACACAUUUUGUAAAAUAAUAUUUUAUUGAUUGUUAUUUAUUCUGUAUCUAGUUUAAAAUAGUUUUAAUUUUGAGGAAUGAACAAUAUUUACAAAGUUUAGAUGAUAAAUGAAAAACUAUAUUUAAUCUGGGUUGUUUUAGCUCGACUGUUUGUACCAGGCCUUCUACACGUUCCUGGAUUGUUUUUAUGUGCUUUUGCUGUAAUAUUUUCAAUCGUCGGAGAGGUGCGAGGCAGUAAUCAUACUGUGCACUCAGCUGUACUCUAUGUUCUUGGGGGUAAGUUUGCAAAAAAGUCAUAUUCAUUUAUGUUUUUGGUUGUGUUUUGAGCUAGACUUAUACUUUUUUAGUUUUAAUUUAUAGUAUAUAGGUAACAAUUCCUUUUUUUGCUUCACACUUAUAUUAUACACGACAUUAAUCAUAGUCAUCAUCUGUUUUUAACUAAUUUCCAUCAAAAACAGAGGUAACGUUGAGGUUGAUCUCGGAGAUUAGUUCCAUUUUACACGAACCGCAUUGUUGCUUUAAUAUUAUAAUUUAGGUCUUUGUUUAUUCGCUGCGUUGCUUCAAGUAAUUGCUGCUGUCGAUGACGAAAUGACACCUCGGAUGAAACCGAACGCUGCUGGAGACCCAUCGCAUUUCACCUACACAUAUAGUAAGUGGAUAUACAAUAUGGCUGAACACAGCACGAGAGAAAGAAAAAAAAAACAAUGUUAUUGUACAUGACGAGGUGUAUGUCGUAACAGAUUAUUGGUUCAUUAGUAUUAAGAGUAAAUGUUAUUCUGGGGACCAAAUAUGCAUAGACGUGAUAAUGAUCAUAACACCAUUAAGUAGUAAUAUUUUUUGUAGAGUUGAAGAUCUAAUGUUAUGUUAUACGAAGAAGAUACUGUAGUAGCUGUCAAAGAUUACACGUAGUAGCAUCUGGUCUCUUAGACUUGUUAUGUCAAUUUAUGACAAUAUUGUUUUAGGCAAAGCAUUCCUAUCGGCCUCGUUGAGUUUUCUGCCGCUCCAAAUCUGUGUUUAUCUCCAGACGGCUGCCUACUUCAACCGGUUUCCUCAACCUUUGGAUAAAGCAACGAUCGUACCUGGGCUUCAAGACAUGAGUAAGUGCAAUUAUACCUUUACCUUUUGUCUUGUCGACAGACUUAAUUAGCACCUGCUUAAAGAAGAUAUCUCUAAGUCAUCUUCUUUAGGAAACGUUACGUCAGGAGAUUACCGAAGAGAUGUCACGUUUAUGAUCUAGGGUUUUAUACUAAAUACUCAUAAAUGACGAUACAUAUUUUUAUAUUAUAUUAGCAUGAUCAGUAGUGAACUGUAGUUGAUUAAUUUACAAAUAUAUUACAUUAACAACAUAAAGUAAAAAGACAAUAUUCAACAAUAUUAACAUUGAAGUUUAUAGUAAACGAUGUAAUCUCGAGGACCCGCAAGACCGUGCCAUCUCACAGCAGUAGUUCAGUCCCGUUGAAUCAGAAUCAUCGUCGAGAGUCUCGAUGUUCCUUGGGAUUUGGUGGACCAGCGUUUGGUGCUAUUCAACAAGAAGUACCACGUUUGGCACCCCCUUUAACCGAAAAUAUUCAUCGUGGCUCUAUUCAGGUGUACAUUUGA